Messenger RNA from Prunus armeniaca (apricot), 231 nucleotides. The record is from the annotation of a GenBank genome assembly. Lineage: Eukaryota; Viridiplantae; Streptophyta; Magnoliopsida; Rosales; Rosaceae.
AUGGAGUUCCAUGUCGUGACGCAGCUUAUGGGUUCUUCUCUUUCAUCAGUGCUGAUACUAAUACCUUCCUUCAUGCUAAUGUCUAGGGUUGGCAUCAUCCUCUCAGCAGCAGCUCACGGUGGUAAAUACACCUCCAUAGGCUCGAAGUUUCAUUGGUUUCACGCAGACCAGCAUCAAUUUUCUCGCAGCUUCCAUCAGCAGCAAUUCUGUCUAUCUCAGCUGAAAUUUUGA